AUUUUAUUAAUCGAAAUUAAAUAUUAUUUAAAAAUUGGUUUGUCUAAUAUUUAUUUAUUUCCGAAUAACGCAUUGAUUCUUUAGAAUGGUACGAGGACCUAAAAAACAUUUAAAAAGAUUAAAUGCCCCCAAGCAUUGGAUGCUUGAUAAGCUAACUGGAGUAUUUGCGCCCAAACCUAGCCCAGGACCUCAUAAAUUGCGCGAAUGUUUACCAUUAAUUAUAUUUUUGAGAAAUAGACUUAAGUAUGCCUUGACUGGUGAUGAAGUGAAAAAGAUUGUAAUGCAAAGACUAAUCAAAAUUGAUUGCAAAGUUAGGACAGAUCCAACAUUUCCAGCUGGCUUUAUGGAUGUAAUAACUAUUGAAAAGACUGGAGAAAAUUUUCGGCUAAUUUAUGACACAAAAGGUAGAUUUGCAAUACAUAGAAUAACUCCCGAAGAAGCUAAAUAUAAACUUUGCAAAAUUAAAAAACUAACAGUUGGACCCAAAAGAAUACCUUUUGUUGUUACACAUGAUGGCCGAACAAUCCGAUACCCACACCCAAAUGUUAAAGUAAAUGACACAGUAAAAGUUGAUACUGCAACAGGAAAAAUCUCUGAUUAUAUAAAAUUUGAUUCAGGUAAUUUAUGCAUGAUAACUGCUGGACAUAAUAUUGGUAGAGUUGGUCAAAUAACAAGUAGAGAAAAACAUCCUGGUUCAUUUGAUAUUGUACAUGUUAAAGAUGCCUUAGGUCAUUCAUUUGCAACAAGGCUAAGCAAUGUUUUUGUAAUUGGCAAAAAUAAUGUUGCAUGGGUAUCCCUUCCAAAAAAUCAAGGUAUCAGAUUAACCAUUGCUGAAGAAAGAGACAGAAGAAUAGCUAAAAAACAACAUUAAAUUUUUUAUAUACAAAUAUAAUAUAUUUAUUAAUUAUAAUAAACGAAUAAAUCAUGACCUUUUAAGAUGGUGUUAUGAAC
This is a messenger RNA of Gordionus sp. m RMFG-2023, 951 nucleotides long. Its product is annotated as small ribosomal subunit protein eS4-like. Gene Ontology annotation, molecular function: structural constituent of ribosome; RNA binding. Bases 86 to 871 code for a protein of 261 amino acids. Gene Ontology annotation, biological process: translation. The transcript is spliced from 6 exons. Gene Ontology annotation, cellular component: ribosome; cytosolic small ribosomal subunit. The record is from RefSeq and is a predicted model, not a curated record. Lineage: Eukaryota; Metazoa; Nematomorpha; Gordioida; Chordodea; Parachordodidae.